Carassius gibelio (silver crucian carp) is the source of this 1341-nucleotide messenger RNA. RefSeq names its product GTPase IMAP family member 7-like. The coding region runs from base 121 to 1014 and encodes 297 amino acids. NCBI's taxonomy places the organism in Eukaryota, Metazoa, Chordata, Actinopteri, Cypriniformes, Cyprinidae. The transcript is spliced from 3 exons. The record is from RefSeq and is a predicted model, not a curated record. Gene Ontology annotation, molecular function: GTP binding.
UCACUCCACCCAUUUCAUUAGAAGUGAAAGUCAAAUCAAACUUCUCUGUGUAGUCUACAGCACGGUCACCACAAGGAGAGCGAGAGAGAGAGAGAUAACAUUUACACAAGCGGCGAAAGUAUGGAAGACAAAAAUAGAAAUUCUGCAAGUCAACAUUCAGACCAGGAACAUCUCAAGAAACAGAUGGAAAUGCAGGAAGAGAUGAAAGGACUAAUACAAGAGAUUGCUAGAGAAAGUUCAAACAUUGAUCUCAGGAUUGUGCUGCUGGGUAAAACUGGAUCAGGGAAGAGUUCAACAGGAAACACCAUCAUCGGCGACUCUGUGUUUAAGAGUGGUAUGUCAUCUAGGUCUAUUACUAGUAAUUGUCAACGACAUCUGACAACAGUGGAGGACAGAAUCAUCUCGGUGAUCGACACUCCAGGAAUGUUUGAUACGUCCAUGACUGAAGAAAAACUGAAAGCUGAAACAGAGAAGUGUGUCUACAUGUCUGUUCCUGGUCCUCAUGUAUUUCUGCUGGUCAUGAGACUGGACGUGAGAUACACAAAUGAGGAGAAAAACACAGUGAAAUGGAUUCAGGAGAACUUUGGAGAAGAAGCUACUCGAUACACAAUCAUUCUGUUCACUAGAGGAGAUCAGCUGAAGGGACAAACAUUAGAUGAUUUUAUCAGUGAAGAUAAUGAUCUCAAGGCUCUUAUUAAAGUGUAUCGUGAUAGAUAUCAUUUAUUCAAUAAUGAAGACAUGAAGAAUCGCUCUCAGGUCACUGAACUGCUGAAGAAGAUUGAGAAGAUGGUGAAGGAGAAUGGAGGACAGCACUACACUAACGAGAUGUAUAGAAUAGCCCAGGAUGAAAUUAAACGGGAGGCUCUGAAACAAAGAGCUAAAGGUUAUGUCAAAACAGCACUACUAAUAGGAGUAGGAGCACUAGUAGGAAGAGGAGCAGUAGCAGGAGGAAGAUUGGCAGCAGCAGCAGCAGUAGGAGCAGCAGUAACUGUUGGAGCAGCAGUAUUAGAUUAAGCAGGCUCGAGACUGUAAUACACAGUUACUCUAAAUGACAAAAAAAGAAAAUAAAUAUUCUUCUGAUAGCUGUAUGUGGAGCACAUCAUGUGACACAGUUGUGCUACCCGAGUUUGAGUCCUUGCUUGUGGUCCUUUUCACAAUUAUCCUGUUUCGCUUCCUGUCAAAUGCUUUCCUGUCAAUAUAAAUGUCAAAAAUAUGAAUAUGCUGUUUCUAAAUGUCUAAUCAGUUUUUUUUUUUGCAAGCACAUUCAGAUUUGAUUGAGGGACUGAGUUGUCUGUAAAACAUUUGCAAGCAUUGUAUUAAAUGUUUUAAUUAUUACAUCAA